Messenger RNA from Penicillium expansum, 1521 nucleotides. Its product is annotated as amidase. The transcript has 2 exons. The record is from RefSeq and is a predicted model, not a curated record. Lineage: Eukaryota; Fungi; Ascomycota; Eurotiomycetes; Eurotiales; Aspergillaceae. Bases 1 to 1521 code for a protein of 506 amino acids.
AUGGACUCUCCAGCAUGGCAAGUCGAAGAGAUGACAAUCGCCAAAUUCCAUGAACUACUCCGUAUAGACCCCUCCAUCGGCCCGGAGCUGGUAAACAAAUAUCUCUCAGCAAUCAAGCAGCACGACGGCACCCUCAAAGCCCUCAUCACCAUAAACAACACAGCCCUAGAAACCGCCAUAGAAAAAGCCACCGAAACACUCACCUUCAACCAAACCAACAGACCAUACCCACCAUUACACAGCGUACCCAUAAUCCUAAAAGACAACUACAGCACAACCGAUCUACCAACAAGCGCAGGCGUUCGAGCCCUCGAAAACCUUUACACAAAAGCCGACAGCCAAGUUGUCUCGCAACUACGCACUGCAGGAGCAAUAAUCCUAGCGAAAGCCAACCUCCACGAAUUCGCCCUGCAAGGAAUAACCCUUUCCUCGCUCGGCGGACAAACGCUGAACCCAUACGACAAGACCCGCACGCCGAGCGGAUCCUCUGGCGGGACAGGCGCAGCGCUAGCGGCGAAUUUCGGGCUCGCAGGGUGCGGGACAGACACGAUGAACUCGCUGCGGUCGCCAGCGUCUGCGUGCGGGAUUGUCGGGUUCAGACCGUCGACGGGGAGGGUUUCGUGUGUUGGGAUUGUGCCUGUUUCCCGGACUCAGGAUGUGGCUGGGCCGAUGGGGAGGAGUGUUGGGGAUGCCAGGAUUUUGUAUGGGGCUAUGAAGGGGCCGGAUAGGGGGAAUGGGGAUUCUGUGGAGGCAUCUGAAGGGGUACGGAGUAGCCGUCAAGUUCGAAUUGGGGUGUUGGAGGCUUAUUUCCAGCCUGAGGUGCAUGCAGAUGGAAGUGUGGAAUCGGAGUAUAUUGCCGAGAACCAGAUCGUGCAGGAUAUUAUCCGGUCGAGGUUGGAUAUGAUACAGGAACAAGAUGCGGAUAUCACCUUGGUAUCUAUUGCCCCAUCCAGUCAUCCAGAUUGGAGUUAUGGAACUCUGUUUUCGAAGGGGGAUACACAGGCUUUCGAGUUCAAGCAUUAUCUCGACGAGUUCCUGAAAUCGCCACUGGUUUCAUCAACACCUCACAGAUCCCUGGAAUCUAUUGCGCAGAGCGGGGAGUUCGAUCCAGAAGCCAUGACGCACGUUUUCUCUGCAGCACUGGAGGAUUCCGAGACAUUUUCACUGACGAGCGAGGCAUAUCGAAGUCGAUUGGAGUAUAUUUCUACUCUUAAAGAGUCUGUGAAUCAAUGUUUCGAUAGAUACGAUAUCGAUGCGCUGGUAUAUCCUCACCAGAGACAGCUCCCUGUGAAGAUUGGUGCGAAGAAGCAGUCUGGACGGAAUGGUGUUUUGGCUGCGCUGACGGGGAGGCCUGCUAUUUGUAUCCCUGCUGGGCAGAGCCCCAAGACUGCAUCUGCUGUGCUUGGUGUUCCUGUUGGGUUGGAGCUGAUGGGCCAGCGUUGGGGAGACGAUGAAUUGCUGAAUAUUGCAGAACGGGCUGAGAGGAUUCUGAAGGGUAGAGUAGUACCCGCUUUAUAUUGA